Penicillium soppii is the source of this 1608-nucleotide messenger RNA. RefSeq lists its product as uncharacterized. The record is from RefSeq and is a predicted model, not a curated record. The transcript has 4 exons. Bases 1 to 1608 code for a protein of 535 amino acids. NCBI's taxonomy places the organism in Eukaryota, Fungi, Ascomycota, Eurotiomycetes, Eurotiales, Aspergillaceae.
AUGUGCAAAGACGAAAUGGCGCCCUGGUAUAUUCUUUCCCCUCUUCUGCUCUCUCUUGUGGUUCGUCUGGUGCUGGAGAGGAGGGUCGCAUUGGCUUUGGCUGAAAACAUUCUGCUCAUUGCUUCCAUACAGUAUGCAAAGCUCUCUUGGGUGAGGGUUCUGGUAAUUGCGGCUAUCUUUGUCGCAUCUGCUUUCUUGCAGACUCAAUUAGAGUAUCUUGAUUCGGCGCAAGACACAUAUUCGCAUGCAGCUCCGCUACAAUGUGCAGCCAAGUCCAGGAUUAGCGGGUGUCCUGCGCAUACCAGUCGUGAUCAAAAGACAGACUUGAAUUACCGCACAUCUCGAGAAGCACAAGUUCCAAACGUUACUGGCAAUUGCCAGGCCGAGAAGACUUUUCACGGCCGGGCUGCGAUGUUUCCAUGCGAUCUUCGACACCUGCGCCGGUCCGGCUUCAAGGACAAUUAUCACCAUUCGUAUCUCUAUGUUGGUUAUCCAGUCGGCCUCCGUGCCUGCUAUAGUCCCUUGAUCACUGUUGAGCCACCUUUUCGACCUGGCUUCUUGCUGCCCAUCAAAAAAGCAUGGUUCAGUAUCAGACCAGAGGAUCACGCCUUCAACGGCGGUGCAAACCUGUCCAUGACUCAAAAGUUAGAGGAGUUCCUAUUGUCUGAGGGAGAAGAUCCUGCCGAGUGGCCUUAUGCGUACCUCUUGACGCCCCCGAGUGUCACAUGGCAGUUGAAUAAUCCACUUUCGUUCUGGUACCUUUACAACUCCAGAAGAGAGCUGACUGCAAUGAUUGUCCAACUUCAGACGUCGUAUGGCGAGCGCAGGCUGUGGUUAACGCGAAAUUGCAGAACUGAAGCGCCCAGAAAUGGCCCUUAUUGCUUCAAAGGGAAGUUCGAUAAGGAUCUACAAGUCUCACCCUUCACGCCCAUCGCGGCAAGCUAUGUCAUUGACUCGUCUGAUCCAUGUGCGGCUCCUUUGGAUAAGCUCAAGAUCAUGGUAACAUUGAAAAGAGGAAGAGAAACAGUCAUGAACGCCGUAGUCAACUCCACCGGUCCGCCUCUUGAUGCUGCCUCGGCGAGCCUCGGUUCUUCUCUGCUCUUCCUUGUGAAGUGGUGGUGGGUUCCCAUGUGCAGCGUGGUAGUUUUCCGGAUUCUCUUUAAAGCUGCGAAGAUUUACCUGACGCACAACGAAAAGGAACUUAACAUCCAGACGAGAGCAGAGCCUAACACAAAGGCUAUCGCAAAGUCUGCACGAAUGUCUGAAAGGGCCUUAGAAAAAUACUUUUCUAUGAUUUUAUCCUCUAUCGUCCAAAGCCAGUCUCGCAUAAAAAGUGUGAAGUACAUCACUCCAGGAGAGCACUGUGCGCGAACUCGGGUCAUGCACUCACAUCAGCAACAUUCUGGUGAGAAAGUUCCACACCGUCCUGAUGAAGAGGCAAGCAAAGAAGCACUCGAGGUUAUUCUCUUUAAAGUCAACACUCCAACCUUCUACUCAAGAUUUUUUCACUACAAGUCGCCAUUUGCGGCCAUGCAGAGUGAACUACUUGAUGAUGAGCGGACCCGCACGACACCUGGCAUGGGCCUGUGGAUUGGCGUUGGAGGAUAA